AUGGUCUCACAUGUUCUCAAAACUCGCAGUGGACAUGUACUCACUCGCAACACCAUUUUGAAAAUGGAUCAUUUUCCAAGAGGCAUGAAUACAAAACUCGAUUUUCAUUUGCAGGGUGCACCAAACUUUCGUGUGGCAGGUUUGAAUGUCUACGGUGUUGCUCAACCCACGGUUAUCGGUUUAUCCAGUAUCUUGGCUUUAUUGAAUUGCCAUCCCAAGAGUUUAACACAGUCAUCCUGUACUUGGUAUGUGUUUUUGACACGGGAGGAACCAUUGGUUUACUUAAAUGGUUACCCUUACGUUUUGCGUGACUAUGCGGACCCCAUGCAGAAUAUGGGGGCGUUUUUGGGUAUCAAUUCGGUCCGUUUAGAAAAGGUGGAGGAGCGCUUGAAAGCCGACGUACUGAAGGAAGCUUCCAGUAUGGGUGGCUUGCUCCUGGUCCAUCAAGAAUUAUCCGAUGGAACAGUGGUGCCUUGCUAUAUUGCAGCUGAUACCGUGCAAACACCACGCGAAGUAUUCCGAGUCUUCCAAGCUGAAGGAUAUCGUCUCAAGUUUUUCCGUAUUCCCAUUUCGCCUGAACAAGCUCCCGAAGACAACUAUUUUGAUGAAUACGUGCGAGUGAUUAAAUCCUUGGAUCCCACCGAUUCCCUGAUUUUCAACUGUGGCAUGGGUGGCGUGCGAACGACGGUUGGCAUUAUCAUUGCUCAAAUUAUUCGACGUACCCAGUUGAUCGAAAGAGGCUGUGCCGACCCGUUCCCGAUACCCGGAUAUAAUUCCACUGCCUUGAUUUUGGAUGAAAACAGUGAAGAGGCCCAGUUGGCUAUUUCGCCUGAACUCAUGAAAGGCAUGGAAGAAGCGGAUAUUGCAAGUCAUCAGAACCAUGCUUUACUACGAUUAGUCUAUGUAUUGGAGAAAGGGUUAAACUCCAAGAUGUCACCUCGUUCAGCCAUUGAGUGGACGUUGGAACGCAGCGUGAUGAUUGAAAAUUUGAAGGAAGCGAUUAUGGGCAAUUAUCAAGCUAUUGUUGCAUUAACGUCUGUGCUUGACAGCGGUAUCUAUAGCAAGAAGAUGCUAGAUGAAGUCAUUGACCGAUCUGAUGCGGUCGUCAAUCUGCGUGAGGAUAUUCUCAUGUACCGCAUUCGACAUACAACCGAGCCGUCUUCUGGAUACGAGGGAUCGAACAAUGUUUACUUGGAAAAGGCACUGAAUGGCCUCCAGCGCUACUUUUUCCUUUUAUGUUUUACAGCGUACAUCAACGAGUCGCCGGAUACUCGCUUCGAGACCCGUUUCUCUUCGUGGGUGAAAUCGCGUACAGAAAUAUGGACCAUGUUACAACACAUGCGUCGCAAAGGACCUCAGCUCUAUCUGUUCCGUCCCGUGGACGAUCUGCGCAACUUGAGCACCCAUGGUCCGCUCGAGACUCGAUGGAGUCGUCACGGCGCCCUUGGAUUUGGUCGCGGCAUGUUUGAGAUGGUCGGAGCCGGAGCUCAAACAGGUAUUGUUCCAAAUGAAGUGGAACAAUUCAUUCUCAAGGCACGUACAGGCAUUGUAUUGACGUCGCAAACCAUUUUGAAAAUGGACUUUUGGCGUCGAAGCCAUGCUCAAAUGCAUCACACCUUCUUUGUCGAAGGUGCAUCGAAUUUCCGUCGUAUCAAGCAUACUCACGUCUACGGCGUAGCUCAGCCUACAGUGGACGGAUUGCGCCAAGUGUUGCGUCGAUUGUUGACCGAUCGGCCGCAAAAUGAAAAAGUAUUGUGGAUCAAUUUACGUGAAGAACCCAUCAUUUACAUUAACGGUAUUCCGUACGUGCUUCGUGACCGGUACUUUACCUUGCGCAACAUUCGCGUGUACAAGGGAAUCACGGGUGCGCGCCUGGAACAGCUGGAGGAGCGACUCAAAGAAGACGUUAUUCGUGAAGUGAUGAAUUAUGACGGCCGAAUUCUGUUGCACGGUGAGAAUACCGAAGGCGAUGUCCAGCCAGUGUGGGAAGAAGUGGACGUGGAAGAUAUCCUCACCGUUCGGGAAGUCAUGGAGAUGGUGGCUCAAGAGGUAUCCGACGAUUUGUCGCAGGAUAACCAUCAUCAACAAGACGAUAUUUUACUUGAUUACCAUCGUGUCCCUCUGACCGCUGAAAAGCCGCCGCAGUGGGCUGAUUUCGAUGAAUUACGCCACCUUAUUGGCAAUGUCGACCUGUCAAAGACGGCUCUCAUUCUUAACUGUCAAAUUGGUCUGGGACGCUCCACUAUUGGUAAUGUGAUGAUGAAUAUUAUAUACAGUACGGUGAUUGCAACAUUAUUGACCAAUUGGAUGCGUCAUUCGGAUCCCUCGCGACAUUCCAAGGCACCUGAGAGCGACAAGACGGUGUCCACGACCAAAAUCAACUACCAAAUUAUCAACAGUCUGCUGAGAGUCAUCAAAAAUGGUUUGGAGACCAAGAGUAUGGUGGAUCAAGCCAUCGACCAGUGUGGAGCUUAUUUGAACUUACGCGAAAUGAUCGAGUCGGCCCACAUCCAAGCAGAUAAUGAAACGGACGAUAAAAAGCGAAAGCGAGCUCUCAAACGUGGUAUUGCUGCUCUUGAGCGGUACUUCCUCUUGAUUUGUUUCCAAGCGUACCUGAACAGCACUUCGCCCGAAACCAUGGAUGAGACCGAAUCAUUUGAACGAUGGAUGAAGCGUCAUCAGGAAAUGGAAUGCAUUUUGCUUAUGUUCCAUGCUGACGACGAAAGUUUAUUGGUGCCGGUAGAAAAGUCGGUGGGUGACGGUGUGGCCCUGUCGAGUGAAGUGAUGCGUGUUGUGAGUGCGCGACGUGGUCAAGUGUUGGCACAGCAAACCAUCUUGAAGCACGAUGCCUUCCCCGGUUGUCAAAAGAUGAGCCUGAAGGAGAAAAUCGAGGGCGCCUACAAUUACCGUCGCGUUGAAGUGAAGAAGGUGAAAAAUACGGUCAAGGUCGCUGGCUUGUCAGCCAACCUGAGCGGUUUAGCCGCCGAUAUGGAACGAGGUGACGAUGAUGUUCCAGUGCCUCCAUUUAUUUGCGGAUGUGCCAUGCCAUCGAAAGACGCUAUCAAGGCGGUGCUAAAGACAAUGAACGCCGGACCCGGUGGUAAACGCAAGGUGCUAUGGACUUGUCUUCGUGAAGAGCCCGUGUUAUAUGUCAACAAGCAGCCGUACGUGUUGCGUCUUUUCCAAGAUCCACUCAAAAACCUGGAAACCACCGGUAUUGCAAAAGAACGAGUGGAAAGCAUGGAACAUCGUAUGAAGCUCGAUGCUUUGGAAGAAUUGGAAGAAUACGAAGGACGUCUGUUAUUACACGAUGAAGAAGUCACGGACAAAGGCGGGUUUACAUUACUGCCCAUGUGGGAAACUGUGCCUGUUGAAUGCGUCGAGACACCUAGUGAAGUGUUCCAGUCGAUUAUCGACGAAGGUUAUAUGGUGGAUUAUCUUCGUAUUCCCAUUACGGAUGAGCAAGCGCCAAUUCCCGACGUAUUCGAUCAACUGAUUCAACGUACUCUGAACGCCAAUGCAGGCGUGGAUGUCGUUUUCAACUGUCAAAUGGGACGAGGACGAACGACCACUGGUAUGGUCACUGCUUGUUUGAUGUCGAUGGUAUUGAAGAAUGAUACGAUCACGGACAUGACUGGCUCAUUCAUCAUUGAAAGCCCGGAAUCGACCAGAGCUGACAGCAGCAUGGGAGACCGAGAAAUUGAUGAGUCCCACGAACAGCGUCUGCGUUACGAGAAUGGCGAAUACAGAAUUAUUCUGCAACUGAUUAGUGUGUUGACGUAUGGCAAAUUAGCCAAGCAAUUGACGGAUCAAGCCAUCAAUAUGUGCGAUCAUAUGCAAAACUUACGAAAAGCGAUUUAUGAUUACAAACUGCGAGCGGAGAGCCAAGACCACGGAUCCAAAAAGUGGCGUGCCACACGAGAAGUCGCGCUAAAUUACUUGGUGCGAUACUUUUACCUGAUUGUGUUUGGCAAUUACUUGCUGGAAGAAAUCGGGCAUGCGGAAUCAUCGGCCGAAGAUAUUGUCAGCUUAGAGUCUCAUACGGAGAAUGACGAUGAUGAAAGUAUUGUAGGAGAAGAAGCUCGUAAAAUGACGACGUUCAAAGAAUGGCUCAAAGGACGACGAGAAAUCACCAAUCUUAUCAAAUUACAAUCUCUCGAAUUAUCAUAG
Messenger RNA from Radiomyces spectabilis, 4170 nucleotides. RefSeq names its product inositol hexakisphosphate-domain-containing protein. Bases 1 to 4170 code for a protein of 1389 amino acids. The transcript is spliced from 17 exons. NCBI's taxonomy places the organism in Eukaryota, Fungi, Mucoromycota, Mucoromycetes, Mucorales, Radiomycetaceae. The record is from RefSeq and is a predicted model, not a curated record.